This is a messenger RNA of Tetrapisispora phaffii CBS 4417, 6234 nucleotides long. It is a transcript of the gene CCH1, whose product is annotated as calcium channel protein CCH1. Gene Ontology annotation, cellular component: membrane; voltage-gated calcium channel complex. The transcript has a single exon. Gene Ontology annotation, biological process: calcium ion import across plasma membrane. The record is from RefSeq and is a predicted model, not a curated record. Gene Ontology annotation, molecular function: high voltage-gated calcium channel activity. Lineage: Eukaryota; Fungi; Ascomycota; Saccharomycetes; Saccharomycetales; Saccharomycetaceae. The coding region runs from base 1 to 6234 and encodes 2077 amino acids.
AUGAAAGAGGAUGAAGCUGAUAAUAAUAAUAAAGACACAGAAAAUCAUGAAAAUACCAAACGUAAUAGCUUAAAACCAUCCAAGAAACUUAACAGGUGGAGCAUACAGAUACCCAAGCUAAAUAUUAGUGCCCCAGAGAGUGAUAACAGCUCUAUUGAGGACAUAGAAUUCGAUAAUACAGAUAUUUUACAUCCUGGAACUGCUCCUACCAUAAGAGGCCUUUCAUCUCCACGUUUUAUUAUUACGGAUCAUAAAGGUGAAUCUAGUGACAACUACUUUAGUGCUAAGCCGUCUGCAAUCGAAUCCGAUAUAACAGUUCAUAACAAUAAUGGUCUAAGUGCGAAAAAAAUAAAUUGGAAAAGACCAGCUUUAACUUUAACGAUACCUUCUUUUAGUAACCCAAUUAAGGUUAUAAGUCCAAAUAGUAGCUCAGGAAGGAGUUCCCCUAGAUUCAACAAAAGUCAACAACAGGAUGGAUACCUAACGUCAACCAGCCAAAAUUCAAGGAAAAAUUCAUUUGCUUCAAUUAAGGAUAAUACUGAUUCAGAUUCUAAUAUAUCGAGAGUCCUAACCUAUAUUGAUAAUGAGGAAUUAGAAGAAUAUGAAGAUAUUCAAAGGGAGUUUAGAAGUGCAAUUGAUGGAAAUGGCUUUAGUUGGUUACCUCAAUUAGAUAACACAGGACCAAAAAGUUCAUCUCCUCGAGAAUUAUCACCUGUGUCGUUACAUUCACCAAGUGAUCUUGAGCCUUCAAUCCAAUCAAAUUUAGAAUUAAAUAUUUUUACUCAGCCAAGUGCUAACUUGGAAUCCAGUAAAUCUCCUUUACAUUUUUCUUCUGCGACAACGGAUAAAAAGGUUUAUUUUAAUACAGACAAUAAUGUUGAUGAACAAACACUUGAGAUAACAUAUGAACAGGUAAAAGACUCACUUUCUGAAGAAGUUGAGUUACCAAAUUUUGACGAUUUUUUUGAUAAAAAUGAGUAUAAUCAUUUAAGAUUAUACGGUCAUUCAUUAGCUAUUUUUUCAGAGACAAACUUAUUAAGAUAUAGGUUAGCAAAACUGCAUGUCAAUCCAAAAUAUAAGUUAUUAUAUUACAUGUUACUAAUAAUAUUCACAAUUCUUUUAUCAUACAGAACAUACAAUCCCACCAAUUACGAUUUUUUGUAUCAUUUUUCAAGUCCAAUAGAUACAAUCAACUUUGUUCUUUGCAUUUUAUUUUCCAUUCAUGAUGUUACUCAAAUUAUUGCAUUUGGAUUUUGGGAUGAUUCAGAAAUGUUUCGGGCACAUUCAAGAAAUUAUGUUUCUAUUGUAGAGUGGAUAGGGUUAGAUAAGUUUUACACAAAAAUGAGGAAUCGUUACGGUGCAAUUGUUGACGUGAUAAUUCCUGUAAGAUUAUUAUCUAACAUUAACCGGUAUAAAAAAAAUAUUUUUAGCAUGAGAAGUUCAGUUACACAGACUUUUGAGUCAGAACCCAAACUUCGAAAAUUUGAUUGUCCCAGAGCAUUUGCUCGUUCAUCUUGGAAUAGAAAUGAUUUAAUUGCAAAUGUCAGUUUCUGGAUUGGAUUAUUACUCUCCAUUAAUAAUUUUGAUCGUAGAACUGGAUUAAAUUUAUUUAGAACUCUGGCAAUCUUACGUAUACUUAGAUUAUUAGACACAGAUACAGGUAUAUCUGCCGUUCUUCGUGGAUUAAAAGUUGGUAUCCCCCAAUUACUUUCUGUUGGAUCUAUGUUAGUAUAUUUUUGGACCUUUUUUGGUAUAUUAGGUGUUCAAAUAUUUAAUAAUUCAUUAAGAAGACAAUGUGUUUGGAUAAACCCUGAUGACUCAUUAGAUACUUAUCAAUACGACAAUCAAUUCUGUGGAGGGUAUUUAGACCCUACAACGAAGGAAGCAUUAAAUUACGUUUAUUAUGAUGGUGAAGUGGGGCCUAAUAGUAAAGGGUUUCUAUGUCCUGUUAAUUCCAAAUGUAUCUCUAAUGCAAACCCUUUUAAUGGUAGAGUCAGUUUUGACAACAUUGUAAAUUCAAUGGAAUUAAUUUUUGUGAUAAUGAGUUCAAACACAUUUACCGAUUUGAUGUAUUACGCGAUGGAUGCAGAUGAAAUGCCUGCCAGUUUAUUCUUUAUUGUGUCAACGAUUGUAUUAACUAUAUGGAUGCUAAAUCUUUUGCUUGCAGCUCUGGUUACAUCUUUUGAGAUAGCAGAUGCACAAUUUAGAGAAAAAAUGGCCAGGAAGGCAAAAACCAUCGAAAGCCUACCACUACGUUUAAUCGACGGUUAUUGGAAAUAUUUUAAAUACAAAGCUGAAAAAUCUAAUUUAGCUGAAUGGGUGCAGAAAUGUUUGUUUUACUACGAUAAGAUCAAAGUUAUAUUUAUAGUCGCUAUUGCAAUUGAUUUGGUAACACGAGCCUUACCGGAAUCUGAUAGCAGUCUAUCCAAAUUGAGUACAAUUUUUCAAAUAGAAAAGGCUAUUACAAUUAUUCUAUUUAUAGAAUCAGUAUCCAUUUUAUUUCUUCAUUCAUCUAAUCUAUGGAAAUUCCUUACGACCCCCACUCUGUUAAUAGAUUUCAUUACCUCAAUAGUGACGUUAACUGUCACUUUAGUACAAGAAACUUAUGAUAUUGGUCAAAUUUACCAAUGGCUGUCUAUAUUUCAGAUAUCUAGAAGUUAUCGUGUGAUCAUGUAUUUUGACUUUCUUAGAAAGCUUUGGAAACGUGUUUUAACAAAUUAUAUUAUGAUUUGGGAUCUUACUGCUUUCUAUUUUCUAUUCAUUUACUUGGCUUCAAUUAUUGUCUCAGUUUAUUUUGAAGGUUACAUACCAGCAUCUGAAGAAGAUGAUACUGAAUAUGGAAUGUAUGGUUUACCAAAUUCAUUCAUCUCUUUAUUUAUAAUUGGAUCUACCGAAAAUUGGACGGAUAUUCUUUACAAUCUACAACAACAUGCUCCUAAUAUAUCUUCUGCCAUAUUCUCUUCGAUCAUAUUGAUUAGCUGGUUUAUUGUUUCAAAUUUUGUUAUUUUGAAUAUUUUCAUAGCAAUUAUCUCAAGAAGUUUUUUUGUUAAAGAGAAUGAGAAAAGAUAUUUACAGAUAAGACAUUAUAUGAAAUAUUUAUAUCCGAGAAAACUUCAGGAAUAUAGACAUGCUACUUUGCUUAGAAGAAUUCAAAGAAGACUUUUCAAAAAGGAAGAUGACAGGCCAGUCGAUUUUAAACAAUUUUUAAUCAGAGGUACCGCUAUUAUGAACAUAGCUAAUGACAUGGAAAAUUUAAUGGAUGAUAUAAACCAUAACAUUGAGGAAGGUUUAAAUCUCACAGAUUUUAAGAAUUGGGUUCUUAAUCUCUCGUUUUUUAAACAUUUCCCAUUUUUUACCACUAAUCCAUUUUAUUUUGAGUCAAAAGUAAAAUACAUAGAAAGUAAUGAGAAAGGAUAUAAACAUUACAUGCUCGAAUUUGAUGAAUAUCAAUCCGCAAAACUGGAUUAUUUAAAGCAAUAUCCUAGUUUUAACUACACAUAUUUCAUUUUCCCUCCAAACCAUAGAUUGCGUUUAUUUUGUCAGAAAAUAGUAGCGCCCUCAGUAGGUCAAAGAACAGAUGGUGUAAAAUUUUAUGAAGAUACUACAGAUAUAUACAAUAAGAAGUCGUAUUUUCACAAUUUGCAAAGAGAUAUAAGUGUUGUGAUUAUUAGUCUAAUAACUGUAUUCUUAGUGGUUCUGUCAUGUUUUGUUACUCCAUUAUAUGAGUAUUCAAAGAAGCUUUCUUUGCACAGUUGGGAAAACGUUAGUGAGUAUUUUUUUUUAGUCAUUUUUACAAUUGAAUUUUUUAUUAAGACAAUUGCAGAUGGCUUUGUAUACACUCCAAACGCGUAUUUAAGGAACCCAUGGAAUUGUAUCGAUUUCACAGUUCUUAUUUCGAUGUGGAUAGAUUUCAUUGCUACCAUAAAGAAAGAGGAUGCACUAGCAAAGGGGUUUAAAGGUUUAACUGCUUUAAGAGCCUUAAGGUGUCUGACAAUAAGUAAUACAGCUAGAGAAACAUUCGUCAUUGUUAUAUAUGAUGGUAUUGGAAAGAUUUUUGAAGCAUCUUUAGUUUCAUUGACAUUAUUAUAUCCUUAUACAAUUUGGGGGUUGAAUCUCUUUCGUGGCAGAUUAGCAACCUGUAAUGACAAUGAUGUUGAUAUGUUAGGUUGUUAUAACGAGUAUUCCUCUGUUGUCUUUAAAUGGGAUGUUCUAACACCUAGAGUAUAUGAGAACCCAAAUUUAUACAUGGACAACUUUUCAAGUACUUUUAGAUCAUUGUAUGAAGUAAUGUCUUUAGAAGGGUGGACAGACUUGUUAUCAAAUCUUAUGAAUAGUUCUGGGGUGGGUACUAUCCCCUCCACGUUUGCAACUCCCGUGAAUGGUACUUUCAUGAUUUUAUUCAUUUUUUCUAGUAUGGUUUUUAUUUUGAACCUAUUCGUUUCUUUCGUUAUAAACAACCAUGCUAGAAUUGUAGGUACAGCGUACCAGACAUCUGUAGAGAAAUCCUGGUUAGAAUCAAAAAAGAUUUUGUCCCAAGUGACUCCAAACUAUUAUCCAGAUUUAAUCAAUAUAUCUAAAGUUAGACAAAUUUUUUUUAAGUUGACUGUUUCUAAGAAGAAUUUAGCUUAUUCGACGGUAAUCAAUAUCACAUUGUAUCUGCAUGUUAUAUUUUUACUAUCUAUUCACAGUUCGGAAAAAGCUAACACGAUUUUAUUUGCAACAAGAUAUUUUAUGUUUUCAACUACUAUUUUGACAUCACAUGAAUUAAUGUACUUCCUUGCUUUAGGGAAAAGAGCCUAUUUCAAAAAGGGGUGGCCUUUUGUUAGACUUUGCAUCACAUUCCUAGCAUUUUUGUUCACAUUGCUGCUGUUUCAUAUCCCCAGGGAGAACUUUUGGUUUCGUAACAUUACUCAAAUUGUUCAAUUAUUAAUAUUUCUAUUUUUGAUACCACAAAGUGACAUGCUUACUGAAUUAUUACAAACUGGCAUGGCCAGUUUACCAUCGUUGUUAUCAUUACUAUAUACAUGGGGAAUUUUAUUUUUGGUAUAUGCUAUUGCAUUAAACCAAAUUUUCGGCACUACUAAGUUGGGGCCAAAUACUACAGGUAAUUUGAAUUUCAGAACUGUCAUCAAAUCACUGAUAGUUUUAUUUAGAUGUAGUUUCGGGGAAGGUUGGAACUAUAUAAUGGAUGAUUUAACAGUAGAGAAGCCAUAUUGCUCUGCGGAAAAUGGCUAUUCAGAUUGUGGUUCUAUCCCAUAUGCAUAUAUCCUUUUAAUUUCAUGGAAUCUGAUAUCUAUGUAUAUUUUCACUAAUAUGGUUAUCUCAUUAGUAGUUAGCAAUUUCAGUUAUGUUUUCAGAAGAGAAAAUUCUAUAUCAGCAAUCAAUAAGCACGAGAUCAGAAAAUUUAUCGAAGCAUGGUCUAAUUUUGAUUCCAAUGGUAACGGUAUUUUAGGCCAUCAUUAUUUACCAAAAUUAAUGCAUUCAUUCGAUGGACCCUUAUCAUUCACAAUCUGGGGAGGGCGUCUUAAAAUAAAAUCUUUAGUCGAGAACUAUAUGGAAGUUAACCCAAAUGAUCCUUAUGAUGUAACCGUAGACUUUGAAGGUUUGAAUAAAGAAUUAAAUAAUAUCGAUAAGGAAAAGGUAAUCCUUAGGAAAACGCAAUACCGAAGAUUUGUACAACAGGCUUUUCAUAUCAAUGCAUAUGAAGAUUAUAUUAGGUUUUCUGACCUUCUAAUGCAAAUUCCAUUAUACACGGUUUAUAAUCCAAGAGAAUGUCUUGGUAUUGAUGAAUAUGUUCAACAUCUUUAUGUAAUGAGUAAGGUGGAUAAAUUUUUGGAUAAUCAAAAACAUUUUGACGUAUUAAACAUGGUUGUUGAUAAAUGGAAAUAUAUUUCCAGUAAGAAGUAUGGGAGAAAGAUGCACGCAACGAAUCCUUUUUCGAAUGAGUAUGAAGUAAAGAAAUAUAACUCUCUAUCCAAACAAGAUGACAAUGACUUGGAAGUAGAAUCAAUACCUUUGAAGACGCCAGCUCCUGAGUUUGCAGAUUCUAAUUUUAAUUGGUCUUACAGUCGAAGCCCAGAAAGGGUUAACUCGACGCAGUUUAAAAGGCCUUUAUUUGCCAGAGGAGAUGCUCUUGAAUCUAUAGAAAGGUUUGAUAGUAUUGAUGAUGACCCAGAAAAGGAUUCAGAGAUAGAAUUGCAAAAUGUACAUAAAAACACAAAACACAAAAAGUGA